Messenger RNA from Paramecium sonneborni, 1336 nucleotides. The record is from the annotation of a GenBank genome assembly. NCBI's taxonomy places the organism in Eukaryota, Ciliophora, Oligohymenophorea, Peniculida, Parameciidae.
AUGUUACAAACUCACAUGAUUUUUGUUUUCUUACUUAUUUACUUAACUAAUGAACUUAUAUUUGAUUAAGGAUUAUGUUAAGAAACAUGCUAAUAAUAGAAUCCAGAUUUUGAAUGCAAGAAUUAAACUCCAUUCAUUUUCAUUAUUAAUUUUAGUUCGCCUUUUGAAAACAUUCCUUAAGUUUUUAUUGUCUUAGAUCUUAUAAGUGUUGAUGUUAAGACAGACUUUAGAUUGGAGAUUUAAGAUAUUACUAAAUAGAGUAAAAUAUUUUAAAUAUUAUUUCAGGUUUUAACUUGCAUGUUGCUUGUUUGACUGGAUGGGCAAGCUGUCUUAGAUUAAAGUGGUAUGCUAUCGAUGAUUAAAGGUUUCAGAUAAUAAAUUUUUUUAAUACCAUAGAUUUAAUUUAAAAGACAGUGCCACAUAAAAACAAAAAUUUGAAUACAGAAAUUGGUCUUAUAACACUCGUAAGUCAUAAUUAUGAAGAAGUCAAUUUUAAAUUAAAAGUAAUUUGAAAUAUUUAAACAGAUUGAUGAAAUAACAAGUGAAGAUGUAACAGUUUCACUAAUAAAAUUACCUGAAAAUUUUGGGGAAUAAAUCUAAGUUGGGUUCCAAAUAAUUUUAGGACCAAAAGAAGCUUUUCAAGAAUUUAAUUUUAUUGAUUCAACAACAAAUUAUGAAUCUAUAAUCUAAGAGAAACAAAAUGCUUGGUUCAUAUCGACAUUUACUGGAAUGGGAUAUCCUUAUACUGAUGCAAUAAGAUUGGAUAAAUAAUAUCAAUUUUAAGAAAGCUCUAUUUAUAAAUAUAGUUUAUCCACUUGUAAAAAAUAUUACGAAAUUAGGGUACAGCGCCUUUACUCCUUGUUCUCACUCUCAUGGAUUUAUUUCUCAAAUUAUAAACUCAUUUUUCUAUUCCAUAAACCUUCAAAAAUUAUCAAUUGUACUAAUUUAACAUUCUUUAUCUGUUCCUUUAAUAUCUAUAAAUUUUACACAGAUUAAUAGAAUCUUAGAUUCUAAUGGAGAAUAUUAGGUAACUUUGGAUAAAGCUUUUGAUGAAGUUUUGAUAGAUAUUUAAAUAGCCUGUCCAGUAGGGAAAAUGGUUGAAGCGAAAUUUAAUAAAUGUUAUGAUUGUUCUAUUGAGAAAACUAAUUUUUAAAACUUUUAAUGCAGCAAUACAGCCAAAAAAAUUUAUUUCAAAAUUCAAUAUUCAAAAUAACCUUUAACAUUUGCUGAACUUAUAUUAAAAUAACAGGAUAAUCUAUGUUAAAUGAAUUAGUUAUUAUAUAAUCAAAAAUUUGAGGAGGUUGAGAUAUUCACACUAAAUAUUAAGGAUAUUUGA